AUGAGAAAAAAUUCAAACGGUGGAGAAAGCAAAAAGGGGAAACAUUUCUCAGAGAAGGAAAAUAAAAAUUGCAGCAAAAGUGAGAAAGUGGAAAAGGCCUCAAUGGAAAAGGCCUCAAUGGAAAAGGCCUCAAUGGAAAAGGCCGCAAUGGAAAAGGCCGCAGUGGAAAAAGCGGCAGUGGAAAAAGCGGCAAACGAUGUUGACAACAAUUUAAGUUAUAAAAAAUUAAGAAAAAGAUUGAACAAUUUAAAUUAUAAGGGGUCCUUAUGCCUGUCCUGCACACCAUUAGUGCAAAUAAUUUUUGAUGAUCUGAUUCAGGCCAUUCAGAAUUUUCAAAAGCUGUCGGAUAAGUAUGAAGACUCGCAGAAGAGAUACAAAGAGUUGGUAAAUGAGACGAGAAAGAACAACUCUCAUUUGGAGACAAAAGAGAGAGGGGAUGGAAAAAUCGGCAGCAAUUUGUUCUUGAGCGGGGAGUACGGAGAGGGGGACGACACGCAUGAUCAGGUAGGUGCUGGAGUUGUCCCUAAUGAGUCAAGCCAAACCGCUCAGAAUGAGCAGAGCCUAUCCGCAGCAUCCAAACAGUACGAAUGCAAAAUUUCGGAAUUGUGCAAACAAGUGGAGGAGGAAUGUAAGUUGAAAGAGAACUAUAUGAAGGAAAAUAAAAAGUUGAAGCUCACCUUGGAGAUGCUACAAAAUGAGAAGAAAGGAAAAUUUGAUGAAUCCACGGAGGACGUAUCUGGUGAUGACUUCUCUUCCUUUAACAACAGAACGAAAUCAUUUGACGAUUUUGAAAUUGACAAAAUUAAGAAAAAGGAAAAGAAGUUAUGUCAAAUGGGAAGCAGCCUAAUCAACGAACACACCAUAUCGUUAGGAAAAGAAUUAUCCUACUACAAGAAUUUAUGUAAAGAGUUCAAAGUGGAGAUAGACCGCAUGCGGAAGGAUAGCGAUGGUGAGGGAAAGAAUGGGGAGCAUAAUACUGACGGGCAGCCACAGGAUGGGGAUCAUCUCACAGAGGGAGAAAACAAAAGCGGUUCUACGGGGCAAAAUGGGAAGGAAUCUCCCGUUGGGGCCGAACUCCUAGUGGAACAGAAAAACACAGAAAUAAAGUACCUGAAGAAACGAUUAAGUGAGUACGAAAUUGAAAUCAGAAAAUUGAACGAACUGAGGAUGAUCAAUGAUAUUAAGGAGCAGAAGGAGUCCAACGAUGACGAGUCGGCAUGUGAAAGCGCUCCAAGUGAACAUCUCAACAGGGAGCUCACGAUGUGUACCUUCGAUCCGGAUGGGGAUACCCUAAGUGGGGAUGUGCAGACGAAAAAUGGAGGCUCUGUGAGGAAGGACAGCGACUUAAGUAAAAUGGUAAAAUCGAGAAACAGAGAAAUUUAUCAUCUCAAAAAUAGGGUAAAACUGUUGGAGACGGAAUUGCAGAUGAAGAACGAGGAGGAGAAGAAGUAUGAGAAGCUGCAUCGGGUGGAUGAUAACAGAGGUGGGGAACUUCAAAAGGAUAGGGCCUCCAACGUGAGGGAUGAAAACCGAUCGGAUAAUUCCAGCGAGGGAGACGAAGCGGUGAUGAAGCGAAGAAACCUUGAAAGAGAACUACACGAAUUGCACUCCGUUUUGGAAACACUGAAAGUAGAACUGAAGGAAGAAAAAAAGACGAUAAAGGAACUAAAAAAUUUAGAAAAACAAAUAAAAGUGAAAGAAAGUGAAUUUAAUCUGAACAAGAAUACCAUAAAUAAUCUGAAAUUAGAGUCAGCCGAAUUUAAUAACAUCAUGUCUUUUUCGAACGAAACGAAGAAACACUUGACAGAGUAUAUUCACAAUUUGCUAAAUAAGUUGAGCGAAGCAAAUGACAAAAUUGACGAGCUGAAGGAUGGAAACAUACUACAAAAGCAGAAAAUAGAAGUCUAUAAAAAUGAAAUAAAAAAGUUAAAGGAGGAUUUGAUAGAUUCCAGCAAUCAGAUAGACGAAUUCGCAUCCCUAUUGGAUAAAAAGGAUGAAGUUAUCCAAAGUUUUAAGGAAAAGCUAGAAAAUGUGAACAAACAGUAUGGAGAUCUCACCAUACAAUACAAUGAAGUGUUAAAGGAAAAUAAAAAUUUACAGAUAACGAAUUCAUCUCAUAAUGCCAACAGUACCUUAAUCAUUCAACAAUUACAGCAGGAAAUUCACUUGCUAAAUGUAACAAAUAGUCACUUGAAAAAAAUCGAAGAUGACUAUAAAAUUAUUUUACAAGAAAAAACGAUAAUAGAAGACGCAGCAAUAAAGAUCCAAUCGGAAUUGAAAAAGUCCGUUGAUAAAAUUAAAAACUUAGAGACCUACAUACAGACGCUGUCAAUAGAGAUUGCCAACUUGAAGGCACAAAGGGAUGAUUCACUAGAUGCACUCACCAAAGUAGCCAUCGACAAAACACAAUACGAAAAUGAAAUCAUACAAAGCAAAAGCAUUAUACACGAUUUGAGGAAACAACUUAGCGAAUACGAAAACAAUGUCAAAUAUGUCCAAAAUAACAUUAGCGAAAUAAAUAAAAUGCAUCUGCAGAAGGAGGAACAAGAAAUUAUCUUAAAAAAUGAAAUUAAAUCGUUGAGGGAAAAUUUAAACGAAAAAACUAUCAAGUUGGAACUCCUCCAAGAAAAGGAAAACAAAUUCGAACAGAACACCAUGGCGUAUAAUGAAUUCCACAUGGAAGCGCAGAAGAAAUAUAACUCCUAUGAAAAAAUGAUUCAACGGUUGAAGAAAGAAAUCGACGAGCUGACUAUAAACAAUAAUGAUAAUAUUAUCAUUAUCGAAAAAUUGAAAAGUGAGUUGGACACUCAUCAGAAGAAUAACGUGUGCGAUUUUUCGAAGACAUUUUUUCGUAGCGCAGAGGAGUUGGUACGUGUUGGUGGAGUUGGUGCCCCUUCCGAAAAGGAUGCUCACAUAGACAGGGAGGGAUUCCCAAAUAGGCAUUCAGAGAGUGACCCCGCAAGGGAAGAAAGGAAGGAAGAAAAGAGCGGCACACCGAAGGAAGGAUUCUACCAACUGAACUGCACUAAUAAUGAGAACUCAAAAGAGGAAAACGAAAUGUAUGACUACGAUGACGACUUUACCAUCUUUAUCAACUCGAAUAAAAAUAGUUUUGGCAAAAAAUAUAAAAAUGGCACAGAGGAUAGACAAGAAAUAAAAAUAAGGGACGAUGAGGAAGAUGGAAUUAUAGACAGCCUGAACGACCUGCUCGAUGGAGAAGGGGUUAAUGAACUCAGUUUGACCAACAAGAAGAUGAAGGACGAUGCAAGCAACCUAGGUGACAGCAACGAAAAUGAUCACUACGAUGAGAAGUUAGAUUCUAUGGGAAGAAACGACAAAUCAGGGAAUGACCAAAGGCUGCAAGAAUCCGAGAGCUCUUCCAACAGUAGAAGUUUUAAUAUGGAUUUCCUCUCCUUCAGUAAGAAGGACAAAAGGAAGAAGGGUGCGACAAGGGGAGGCCCGAACCGGGGCAAUGAUCAAUCGACGGCCACAUUGAAGGGGCUGACUUUGUCAGCUCUAAACAGCGCGAGUAACAAUAAUAACGACGGCGGUAAGAGCGGAAGUUGGAGGAAGGGAGGGAAAAGCUCCCACAUCGGUCGCAGUGGAAGUCGCGGAGGGAGUAGCAGCAGCAGAAGCAACACUAGAAGAAGCAGUAGAAGCAGCAGCCGCGCCACCGUGCCCAGGGACAAACUGCGCGACAACCUGGACGAGUACUGCGGAAGCGAAAACUCCUCGUCCUACCUGGGCAACCACGACGUUUCCCUGUUUAACAGCUCCAAGAUAAAAGAUAUUUUCAAUUUGAAGUCGAUCAACAAGGGGGCUAAAAAUGGCCACUCCAAGGAUCAAAACAAAUUUGUCAGGGGAAUGUCCCAAGUGAGCGGCACAAAUAAAAACAACACAUACGACAUAAAUGGUAGUAAGUAUAAGACGGACAAGAGAACCAGGAAGGAAUCUUACGAAGAUAUCCUGUUCGACUUUAAGCGCAAUUGGUCUCUGAGGGAGGACGAGCCUAGGGGGGAAGUCACCAGUGGGGGAGGUGCAAGAAGGGGUUCGCAAAAUGGUUCAAAGAGUGGUCCAAAAAGUGGUCAAAAAAGUGGUCCAAAAAGUGGCCAAAAAAAGGAUCCACAAAAUGGUCUAAAAAAUAACCCACCGAAUGAAUAUCGUGGGGACGACUCGGACUCCCCCCCACAUGAUAAAACAUAUGACCAAAAGGAGAAAACGAAUAAGAUAAAAAAUAGACAAAUUGGAAAGGAUGAUUAUCGAACUAAAUACCCCGCGUACAACACCGACGAGGAUGAUGAGGCGGACAAUUAUGUGGAUGUAGAAGGGAGGGGAAAAGAUAGUAACUAUCGAAGAAAUCAAUUACAAAAAUCGAAUUAUGACACAAAAAAUUUAAAAAAUAGCGCAGAUUAUCCUUUGAAGAAGAAGGCAUCGCGCAAAAUUACUACACUGCAAAUGUCCAGCAGUAAGAACAAGUUUAAGGACUAUCCAAGUGGAAAUAAAAAAAAGAGUGACCUUGCUGAUUAUAAUUCCCUAAUGAGCACAUCAAGGAAUAAGGAAAGCAACAGGGCAUCCAAAAACUUUAUUGGUACACGUGGAAGAACAAACGAGGGAGACAAUGGCAAGGACGAUUAUAACGAUGACGAAGGGGAUAAAAGGAGUUACAAUUUUAUUUCUCAAACGAGUUACGAGGCUAAUAGUAACACUAGCAGCAUCCUGCUUGACUCAGUCAGUUCCGACUUUGCACAGAGUAGCAGCGUAGACCAGUAUAACCAUUCUGGUCAAAAGAAACCAAGUGAGCCAUUAAAUUAUUUAAAUUUCAAAAAGGAGUCAGAUUAUAACAACAUUUUGUACAGCUCGAACGAUUCGCAUAUUUUGAGUGGAGCCAAUAGAUUGGGAGGGCCAAUCUCUUAUGGCAAAAAUGGAGGGGGAGAAAAACAUGGAAGGGUCGACAAAAAGGACAUGGUAGGAACAACCAGUGAUAGCAGCCCGAAUGGCAACAGAAAAGAGUUGAUAGAUAGGGAAGAGGGAGGAAAUAAUUCCUACAGAAAUAUGAGCUCCCCCUUUGGAGAAAAAAUCAAUAACAAAUUUGAGAAGGCACACAUCAAGGAAGCCGACGUGGAGAGUAACCCUAAAAAGGAACAAAUGAAUAAUAACCCCCCAAAUAAUCAAGAUCUAUACAAUAAAUAUAUGGGCGUUUUACAAAGUUUAAAGAGCGAAGAAAUGGAUGCAUCUGUGAACACAACGAAUAAUGUAACCAUCGAUUUAACCAACGACUUUAGCAAAACGCAGGAGAAUUCCACCUCCAUUUUGUCGUCCUCCAAAACGUUGCAGAAGGAUAGCGUGUUUAGCAAUAUAUCCAAAUUUAAAUUUAAUGAAGAGUUGCACGAGUAUAAUUGUGACCCCCUAACGAUUAUCAAACCGAUCGAAGAUUCAAACCGGGAGCCAUACUAA
Messenger RNA from Plasmodium cynomolgi strain B, 5454 nucleotides. RefSeq lists its product as hypothetical. NCBI's taxonomy places the organism in Eukaryota, Apicomplexa, Aconoidasida, Haemosporida, Plasmodiidae. The record is from RefSeq and is a predicted model, not a curated record. The transcript has 2 exons. The coding region runs from base 1 to 5454 and encodes 1817 amino acids.